This is a messenger RNA of Penicillium samsonianum, 1530 nucleotides long. Its product is annotated as RPC34 RNA polymerase subunit family protein. The coding region runs from base 232 to 1287 and encodes 351 amino acids. Gene Ontology annotation, cellular component: RNA polymerase III complex. Lineage: Eukaryota; Fungi; Ascomycota; Eurotiomycetes; Eurotiales; Aspergillaceae. The transcript is spliced from 2 exons. Gene Ontology annotation, biological process: transcription by RNA polymerase III. The record is from RefSeq and is a predicted model, not a curated record.
AUUGAAGCUCCGUGAGGCUAAACCCUUUUAGGUCAAAGCCAGUCCCCGCCGAGAAAAAGUCGCCAAAAAAACACCAUUUGUGAUUCAUUUGUGACUCAAAUUUGCCGACAUCGACGCACCAUGGUCCUCUAACUUUCUUCCUGGCUCUAGCACACUCCCUUGAAUAUGAAAAACCACGAGCCUCUUCGAUGAACCUUGAUUUUGCCUGAUAUCUCCGUCGCAUCUCCAAUAAUGGCCUCCGCGGGGUCCCAAGUGGCCGAGCUUGCCUCCAAGCUUUACGAUGCAUGCGUGAAUGAAUUUGACUCCGAUCACCUGUUCUAUCAGAACGACUUCCUCAAUCUCAAAGUGAUCCCAAAAAACGACGUCGCGCUACUGCUAGAAUGCACCCAGAGCCUCGUCAAUCAAAAUCUCUUUCGACUCCUCCAAAAAGAUGGAAAGCUCACAUGGAAGCUCAUUGACCGCGAGGAUGCCGAGAAGCUCCGCAACCUCACCCCGGACGAGGCCAUGGUCUACAAUGUCAUCCACUCCACAGAACGAACAGGUAUUUGGGUGCGGCACAUCGGAAACCGCACGAACCUGCACAAGUCGAUCCUUGACCGAUGCCUAAAAGCCCUCGAAGGGAAAAACUACAUCAAAUCCCUUCACAAUGUCAAAUACCCCAGCCGCAAGAUGUACAUGCUGGCCGGGCUUGCUCCGAGCGAAGAAGUAACCGGAGGAGCCUGGUUCACGGACGGCGUACUGGACGCCAACUUCAUCAACAGCGUCGCAGGCUACAUCGAGUACACCGUGAGCCGGAAGAGCUGGUUCGAAGUCCCCGCCUCAGACCGCAAGAACAAGCGCAUCAAGACCGCCUCUGGCAAGGCAGACGUCAAGUCCGAUGAGAAAACCUACCUCCCCUACCCCCACGGCUACGCAGGAUACCCGACCGUGGCGCAGAUUACCUCGGCCGUCAACGAGAGUGGCAUCACACCCGUCCGCCUGGGCGAAGAGAGCGUCGUGCAACUCCUCGAAAUGCUCUGCUACGACCACAAGCUCGUCGCAUUAAAUAACGGCGAGUUGUACAGAUCCCUCAAGAGCCCCGACGCCGUGAAAGCGACCCAGUCCCGCAAGGCACCCGUCGAUGGCGACGAUCUCUCCGUUGCAAACAAGCACCUCGUGAAGAACGGCAUGACGGAAGCCCCCUGCGGCCAGUGCCCAGUGUUCAAGCUGUGCGCGCCUGGCGGCGCAGUGAGCCCCGAGACCUGCGAGUACUUCGAUCCGUGGCUGAAUAGUGGGCUUGGGUUCUGAGUGGAUUGGCGAGCAAUGGCUUUUCCACAGACAUCUGAUUUCUGACUUUGGGCGCACUGUGUGCGCCCGUGUGCCAACAUGUUUUGCAUGGAAGAAACAAAAAAGGGGGAUAUGUGCAUAGCGAUGGCGUUUUCGACUUGAUUUGGUUAGGCUCCGGCUCACUGGUGACCCUGGGAAUAUUGGGCGCUGGAUGGGCACGGCUUGGACAUACGCUUGGCUCUAGCUGGGAAUGGAUACCUAGGG